Suhomyces tanzawaensis NRRL Y-17324 is the source of this 1674-nucleotide messenger RNA. RefSeq lists its product as uncharacterized. Lineage: Eukaryota; Fungi; Ascomycota; Pichiomycetes; Serinales; Debaryomycetaceae. Gene Ontology annotation, cellular component: membrane. Gene Ontology annotation, molecular function: acetyl-CoA transmembrane transporter activity. The transcript has a single exon. The record is from RefSeq and is a predicted model, not a curated record. Bases 1 to 1674 code for a protein of 557 amino acids.
AUGUCGAACAAGGUGCACAAGCGUGGCCAUUCCACCGAGCCGCCGUCGCUUUCCAACGACCUCAACUACCCCACGUUCGGCCCGGAAAACGACGGGUUGUUGCCGAUUUCCCGCCAGGAUAUUGAUGAGAAAUCAUCGUCUACGUUCACUCCCAGGCCUACAGGAGCCACCAAGAGGUCCAACACCCUCAAGGCAAUCGACCGUCCGGCGUUUGCUGUGCUCGUCGUGCUCUACUUGUUGCAGGGUGUGCCAGUGGGACUUGCUUUCGGAUCCAUUCCGUUCAUCCUCAAGUCCAAGUUGUCUUUCUCCCAGGUGGGUAUCUUCUCGUUGGCUGCGUACCCCUACUCGAUGAAGUUGUUGUGGUCGCCCAUUGUGGACGCCAUCUACUCGCCCAAGGUAGGCAGAAGACGCUCGUGGAUCAUUCCCAUCCAGCUUAUUUCGGGAACCACAUUGAUCUACCUCGGCUCGAUCAUCGACACCUUGGUGGAGAACCCCAAGCCCCACCUUACCAAGAUCACGGUGUGCUUCUUCUUGUUGGUGUUGUUCUGCGCCACCCAGGAUAUUGCCGUGGACGGCUGGGCUUUAACGUGUUUGUCUCCCGAGUGUCUUUCGUUUGCAUCCACUGCACAGACGGUGGGAAUCAACUCAGGCUACUUCUUGUCGUUCACCAUCUUUUUGGCGUUGUCGUCGCCUGAUUUCGCCAACAAGUACUUGCGGAGCGUGCCCUUGGAACAGGGCCUCUUCACCUUGGGACAAUACUUGAACUUCUGGGGCUGGGUGUAUCUUGUUGUGACUGGGCUCUUGUACUUCAUUCCCGAAGAUCCACCUCAUUUGGCAAAGUCAAACCAGGCCAAGCUUGCCAGUGAAAAGGUGAAGGUGGAAACCGCCUACAACAGCAAGGCUUCCAAAUGGAACGAGUUGAAGGCUGUGUACGAGUCCAUGUACCAGGUUCUCAAGUUGCCCAACAUCCAAGUGUUGAUUGUGAUUUUGUUGACAGCCAAAUUCGGGUUCCAGGUCAACGAGGCUGCCACUAACUUGAAGCUCCUCGAGAAGGGCUUGUCCAAGGAGGAUUUGUCCAUCACCGUCUUGAUCGACUUCCCGUUCGAAAUGGUGUUUGGCUACUACGCAGGAAGAUGGUCCAACGGGAAAGUGCCGUUGAGGCCGUGGCUUAUUGGGUUUGCUGGCCGCUUGGUGGCUGCGUUGUUUGCACAGGUGUUGAUCUACUUCUUCCCGCAAGAGGGCAAGGUCAGCUCGAAGUACUUCCUUUUGAUCAUCCUACAACACUUGUUAAACUCAUUUAUGGCCACCAUCCAGUUCGUGUCCCUUUCUGCAUUUUUCACCAAGAUCGCCGACCCUGCCAUUGGUGGAACCUACAUGACGACCUUGAAUACCAUCUCCAACUACGGAGGCACCUGGCCCAGGUUGAUCAUCCUUUACUUGAUCGACAAAUUCACCCUCAGCGAAUGCCACACCCUGGCAAAUGGGUUUUCCAUCACUUCGGAGUCGUUGAAGGAGAAGUGCAACGAGCUUGGGGGUACCAUAAACAUUCUUAGAGACGGAUAUUACUACACCAACAUCAUUUGCGUGGUAAUUGGGUUUGCCAUCUUGCUUUGGGUGAAGAAGAGAGCCACCCAUCUACAGUCCUUGCCACCUAGUGCAUGGAGAGUCAAGUAA